Ostreobium quekettii is the source of this 1158-nucleotide messenger RNA. Lineage: Eukaryota; Viridiplantae; Chlorophyta; Ulvophyceae; Bryopsidales; Ostreobiaceae. The record is from the annotation of a GenBank genome assembly.
AUGCAGUGCAAGAACAGCCUCAAGAAUAUGACGCUGGCGGUGCUGAACUACGAGAACACCUACGGUGGGCUCCCCCCCUGCACCGACGCCGAGACGGGCAGCACCCCUCGGUUCGCCAAUGUUGACCUGAUCGAGCCCUACCUGAGCUGGGCGGUGCGGGUGCUCCCGUACGUCGAAGAGCAAACGCUCGCUGAUCAGUUUGAUCUGAGUUUGCGGGCAGACAAGCAGGACGUCACGCUCGCCCCGGGCAAGAACCAAAUGUCCGCGAUGAUGUGCCCCUCCGACGGCGCCGUGGGCAGGGUGUAUUCCCCUGACCGCAGGAACCCAAAUCUAAGCUUCGCUAAAGGCAAUAUUGUCGCUUACGUGAGCCCAGAGCACGUGAACGGCAUGCGGGUGUACCCGGGCGCACUGAUCAACGAGGUCCAUCCGCUCGCCCGAUUCACGGACGGGACUACCAACACAUUGAUGCUCACCGAGGUCAGGACCAGAGACAACGCCAACGAUCCGCGUGGCGUGUGGUCGGCGGCCUACUGCGGCGGCAGCAUCAUCAGCUACGACAUGCACUCCAGCGACGACCCCAUCGGGACUCUCCAGACACGCAACGCGGACUACAACCCAUUCCGCAACGUCGACAUUGACGCGUUUACCCCCAACUCCACGCCGACCGGCAAUAGCGAUCGGCUGCGUGAGUGCCCAGACCGUGAGGUGGCGGACCUGGAGCUUAUGCCCUGCAGCGUUGACAACGGCACCUGGACCGGCGCUUCGCCCCGCAGCAUGCACCCCGGCGGCGUUAACGCGUCGCUGGUGGACGGCAGCGUCACCUGGCUGCCCGACGACAUCGAUCGGUACCUGAUGAUAUUCACUGGUCAGUCCACGUGGACCCCUGACAAGGCGCAGCAGUGGGCCGACGUCAAGGACCGCCUCCACAAUCUUAGCUUCGUCGUAAACAGUCCUAGCCCGCCCCGCCGGCACGGCAGCAUCGAAGAGGCCCGUGCCGAAUACGACAAGGUCAAGGCGAUUGCGGAGCAGUUGCGGUCAGAGUUCGAUAACGCGUACAACGGCCCCCGAGUCACCGCCACCUGGCUCAAGUGGUCCGGCGUCGGGUUCUUUGCUUUAGGGAUCGUCGCAAACUACGGCAUCAAGAACCCAGAUGAGUAG